CACCACGAGAGAAUCUGCAGACAGGAAUCAUGGCAUACAAAGGCCCGCCGUGCCAUUCUACUGCUUUGCUUUUCUUCUCUUUGGUGCCUUGGCCAUUUUUUGCUCGGCACCAUGCUUCCAACACUCGGCAAAGGUCGCCCCAGUUGGACGCUGCAAAGCCUUGUGUGUCCAAUAGAUUUUUAGCAAUGGCAUUCAUUCGCACUUUGGUAGGACUCAUAAGCCUGGGCUAUGUCAGCGCACAAGUCUUGAGGUACCAUCCAGUUGAGCAAUAUGUUGGCCCAGACUUUUUCAAAUAUUGGAACUUCUACACCGGCGCAGAUCCGACACAUGGAACAGUAGAAUUUGUGUCGGAGUGGGACGGUCGGCAAAACAAGCUGCUUUCAGCUUCGGAGUCUGGGGUGGUCAUGCGAGUGGACAACACUUCAGUGGUCGCUGGAGAAGGUGGCCGAAAGGCUGUUAGGAUUGAGAGUAAGAACAGCUACAACGGUGGACUGUUUGUCUUGACCCUUGACAACGUGCCCACAGCUUGUGGUGCAUGGCCUGCUUUCUGGAUGUUUGGCGAUGAUGCGCAGCAUGCGUGGCCCCGAUGGGGGGAAUAUGACAUUUUGGAGUCAAUCCACAUGCUGAACUAUGCCACCACUACGCUUCACACAAGGGAAAGCUGUGAUCAGCGUGAAGUGAACAACAACAUCGAUUUUGUGGGGCAAGGCUGGGCCACUGGCUCAUUGGGAACCAACAAGGCCAAGAACUGCUGGGUAAAAGCCCCGCAAGAGUUCAGCAAUCAAGGAUGUGGCCAGAAGCUGCCUGAAGCCUCUUUCGGACCAGCCUUCAACAAGAAUGGAGGAGGAACUUUUGUAGCAGAGUGGGAAAAUCACGAACUUGCAGAGACAAAGCAGCCGAAGAUGAUGCGCACUUGGUUUUUCCCGAAGGGACAGGAACCAAUUGAUCUUGUGGCGAAAGCUCCUCAGCCAGACCUGUGGGGGACUCCAAAUUCAUACUUCACUCUGGAAAAGCGGUGGUGCACAGCCGAUCACUUCAAGAAUAUGAAAAUGGUCUUCGACACCACCUUUUGUGGUGACUAUGCAGGGUCAACAUUUCAAGCCAAUUGCCCCUGGAUCAAACAGAGCUGUGAGGACUAUGUGCGGAACAACCCACAAGCCUUUAGUGAUGCCUUUUGGCAUAUCACGGAGUUGGACGUGUAUCAGAAGAUGAGCAUGGCUCAACUUGCUGCACAAGCUCCACAUGGCCCUGACGUCCCAGUAUUUGUCCUCCAUGAUGGUGAAACAACGCAGGGCAAUGACGGCAAUGGUGCCAGUGCCGCGGUUUCGUGUAUGUUCCUUCUCCUGAUGGGUGGGGCUGCUGGCUCCCUAUACUAUUUCUACAACAGGAACGAGAAGGUGAAAGGAAAAGUUGAUGAGUUUGCAACUGCUGCGCGGCUUCCUGAAGCGUAUAGAUUUGUUGUCGAUGGCCUUGGACGAGCCAAAAUGGCCCUGACCCAGUCACUUCGACAGAGAGGAUGCAUUGGAAGUGGUGAUGAGGCUGAGUCUCCGGGAAACUCCCCUCGCUUGCCAAUCCGCAAGGCAAGCUCGAGGGAAUUCCGAGGUCCGCCUAGCCCACAAGGAGCUGCGCCUCCGCAGAUGAUGUCGCCUACUCUGAGUAUGGGACACCGACCAUCGCUGGCGGGCCAAUAUGGUCAAUCUCCUGGAGCCACGCGAGUGCAUUCAGGUUCGUUGCCUUUCGGUCCCACUGGCAGUUCCAACAAUAGCACCAUGCCGUCAGUG
Molecule: messenger RNA, 1781 nt
Organism: Durusdinium trenchii
Lineage: Eukaryota; Dinophyceae; Suessiales; Symbiodiniaceae
Source: the annotation of a GenBank genome assembly